Molecule: messenger RNA, 684 nt
Organism: Nerophis lumbriciformis (worm pipefish)
Lineage: Eukaryota; Metazoa; Chordata; Actinopteri; Syngnathiformes; Syngnathidae
Source: RefSeq, a predicted model, not a curated record
AUGGACUCGCUAAAUUACGCUCCUAUAUCUCGCAUUUUGGCAUUUGUUUUUGUCUUCUCGUCCUUCUUUUUCCGUACCUCGCUCGGCACCGAGUUGACGUUCGUCACUUGCGGCUCGGUGCUGAAACUUUUAAACAUCAAACACAACGUGAGACUUCACUCGCAUGACGUCCGCUACGGCUCAGGAAGUGGUCAGCAGUCGGUGACGGGCGUUACUAGCGCGGAGGACAGCAACAGCUACUGGCGCGUCCGUGGUACACGUGACGCCACCUGCCUUCGGGGAAGCGCCAUCAAGUGUGGACAAAACAUCCGACUGACACACGUCAACACUGGACGCAACCUGCACAGCCAUUACUUCAGCUCGCCACUAACCUCCAACCAGGAAGUGAGCGCAUUUGGCGAGGAGGGUGAAGGCGACCACCUAGAUGAGUGGACAGUGGAGUGCGGGGGCGCGUUGUGGGAGCGCGCCGCGGCCAUUCGCUUUCGCCACAAAGCCACUGAGGCAUCGCUGGCCGUCACGGGCGAGCAGUACGGCCGGCCCAUCAGCGGCCAGUACGAGGUCCACGCGGCUGUCGGCGCCGGCCAGCACGGCUUGUGGAGAGCGGCGGAGGGUGUCUUCGUCAAGCCCGAUGACGGUCCUCACGCCGUCCAGCGGGACGCAGGUUACGCGCAUACGGAGUUCUGA